This is a messenger RNA of Penicillium macrosclerotiorum, 285 nucleotides long. RefSeq lists its product as uncharacterized. Lineage: Eukaryota; Fungi; Ascomycota; Eurotiomycetes; Eurotiales; Aspergillaceae. The transcript has 2 exons. The record is from RefSeq and is a predicted model, not a curated record. Bases 1 to 285 code for a protein of 94 amino acids.
AUGGAGACAAGUGAGAUGAUCUUUAUCCUCGACCUGACACUCUUACACUUGCAGCCGAUCUCUGUACGUCGUGUCAGCACAUCAUGGUACUGCUCUGGCACGUUUUUGAUCUACACCCAUGCAACUUCCGUUAUGUCCUCGCACAAUAGGCGCGAGUUUCAUAUAUGCCUAGACUCGUCGCCUUACCUGCUUCUCGCCCGCAAUGAUCGCCGUACUGUACCCGGCAUUUCUAAUAACGGCAUGCCGGGGGAGAUCCGAUACUUCGCGGAGGUAAUUAAUAGCUGA